Messenger RNA from Siniperca chuatsi (mandarin fish), 1061 nucleotides. RefSeq names its product bryoporin-like. Gene Ontology annotation, cellular component: pore complex. The coding region runs from base 193 to 774 and encodes 193 amino acids. NCBI's taxonomy places the organism in Eukaryota, Metazoa, Chordata, Actinopteri, Centrarchiformes, Sinipercidae. The record is from RefSeq and is a predicted model, not a curated record. The transcript is spliced from 3 exons. Gene Ontology annotation, biological process: monoatomic cation transport; pore complex assembly; cytolysis in another organism. Gene Ontology annotation, molecular function: channel activity.
UUAUGCAAAACAAUGGUAGGCGUUUCUGUUGGGAGAGAGGGUACUGCUAUACAUAAAGAGGAUUUGCCCACAGCUGUUUUCUGUUGUCCUGCGUGAAUAUUGUUAGAAUUAUGCAAAUUACAAGCCUGACACCUGGAGCUUGAAGCCGUCCUUUAAAAGUGUAAAUUCCAGGUGAGAAUAGCAGUGUCGAAGAUGGCGGAAAUCACAGGAGCAGCAGCGGGAGUUAUUGGGAUGGCAUUGGGAAUCAGUGGUGCAAUUGCUGAGGCUAUUCCAACAUAUCGCCAGUGUACCAUUGAGAUUAAGAAUAAUUGUACUCACUACAGCCUUUGUAAUCCCAGGAUUUACAUUGAGAGUGGAGGCUGUGCCAUACCUCUGUCACCUUUCAUUGCACCUUCCACAUCUGACAUUGCACAGUUCAGCAAGACUCCGAACACAGCUCGAGGAUCUGUAGGCGUCUUCACGUAUGAUCUCCUGAUGAAGGAUACAGAGGAGCACACAGAGAAAAUAGCUGUCAUGUUCUCUGUGCCCUAUGACUUCAAUUUAUUCUUAAACUGGUACGCAGUGGGAGUCUUUGACAUGAGCAAAAAGUGUGAUCAUGAUCUUUAUUUAGAGAUGUAUUAUAAAUCAGAUAAUUCAUUUAUCAAAGGUAAAGCAAGUGACCCGUGUCUUAUGUAUAAAGGCGAUAAUGUUACCAUCAUGGCAGCAAUGUCAGACUCCUACCAACCUGUCAUUAAGCUACAAGUGACUGACAAAGGAAUGGAGACUAAAAUGUAGUGUGUCCAUCAGAUACAAAAUCACUUAUUUGUGUAUUUUGUCACAACUCUUGUCUUUUUAUACAAAUAUGCAGAUGACUGUGGUCUAAUAAUGUGGGCUAUAAGUAGGCUGUCAGAGCAAAAUAAUCAAUAAUAAAAAAUAUCUAAAUGUUCCAAUGCAUUCACAAGCUGUAGGCUGACUAAGCUGUUGGCUCUUUUUGUACAUUUAUACUCAUGUACUCAUCUAUAUUCAUAUGUAUUGAUAUAUUUUAAUGCUCUUUAGCCAAGAAUAAAGAAGGUAUGUGAUAA